AAAAAUGCGUAUUUUUCUUUGUGCUCUACUUUGUCUGGCUUGGACAUUUGCAGGCGCCAACAAGCCUGAAGUCGUCCUGCUCGAUUUUGUUACGUCGGGUGAGCGCAUUCGCUCCCAUGGAUACCCGAUGGAAACCCAUACGGUCACCACCGAGGACGGUUACGUGCUGACUCUCUUCCGCAUACCCUACUCGCACAAGCUGCAGAAUCAGAAUGCAGAGCGUCCGGCGGUUCUGCUCCAGCACGGACUCUUUAGUAACUCCGACUGCUGGCUGAGCAGCGGUCCAGACAACUCGCUGGCCUAUCUAUUGGCCGAUGCCGGCUACGAUGUCUGGCUGGGAAAUGCACGCGGCAACAUCUACUCGAGGGAAAAUGAAGUGAUCUCCUUGAAUAAUCCAAAGUUUUGGCACUUUGACUGGCACGAGAUCGGCACCAUUGAUAUUCCGGCUAUGAUUGAUUAUAUCCUGGAAGAGACAGGCCAGUCACAAGUGCACUACGCUGGUCACUCCCAAGGCACAACCGUCUAUUUGGUCAUGCUUUCAGAGCGUCCGGAAUAUAAUGCCAAGAUCAAGUCCGGCCAUCUCUUGGCCCCAUGUGCUUUCUUCGAACACGGCGCUUCUCCGGUUUUCAAAUACGUGGGAGCUUUGGUGGGCACACCAGGUGGUGUGUGGAAUCAACUUCUUGUUGAUACGGAGCUCAUUCCCCACAAUGCGCUGGUCAAUCGCUUUGCGGACACCGCAUGUGGGGAACAUAGCGAACAUGAUGAGUACUGCAGAAAUGCCUUUGUACUCUUUGCCAACGGCGGAUAUCAGAACACCAAUGUGACAUCACUGCAGGUCCUCAUUGAAACUCAUCCGGCUGGCUCCUCGAGCAAUCAGGGCAUACAUUACAUGCAACUGUGGGCCUCCCAUGAGUUCCGCCAAUACGAUUGGGGCACCAAGAAGAAUCGGCAACUUUAUGGCCAGGACUUGCCACCAGACUACGACCUCAGCAAAAUUACGGCUGCCACACACUCUUAUUCCAGCCACAACGACGCUCUCUGUGGACCUCAGGAUGUCGACACCUUGGUCUCCCAGUUCACCCAUUUGACUGAGGAUCAUCGCAUACCCUUGCAAAGCUUCAACCAUUUGGAUUUCAUUGUAGCCAAGAAUAUGAAGGAAUUGGUCAAUGAUUUGGUGGUGGAACGUAUAAAUAGCUAUGAAGGCUAAUGGAAACCAAAAUGAAUAAUAAAAACUUGAAAUGCAUAUA
Messenger RNA from Scaptodrosophila lebanonensis, 1247 nucleotides. RefSeq names its product lipase 3. The record is from RefSeq and is a predicted model, not a curated record. The coding region runs from base 5 to 1207 and encodes 400 amino acids. The transcript is spliced from 2 exons. Gene Ontology annotation, molecular function: hydrolase activity, acting on ester bonds. Lineage: Eukaryota; Metazoa; Arthropoda; Insecta; Diptera; Drosophilidae. Gene Ontology annotation, biological process: lipid metabolic process.